This is a messenger RNA of Lepus europaeus (European hare), 3119 nucleotides long. Its product is annotated as UDP-glucuronosyltransferase 2B16-like. The transcript is spliced from 6 exons. NCBI's taxonomy places the organism in Eukaryota, Metazoa, Chordata, Mammalia, Lagomorpha, Leporidae. The coding region runs from base 13 to 1617 and encodes 534 amino acids. Gene Ontology annotation, molecular function: UDP-glycosyltransferase activity. The record is from RefSeq and is a predicted model, not a curated record.
CAUUUCACCAGGAUGUCCAGGAGAUGUGUCUCACUUCUGCUGCUGCUGCUGCUGCUGCUACAGCUGAGUUGCUGCUUCAGCUCUGGGAGUUGUGGGAAGGUGCUGGUGUGGCCUAUGGAAUUCAGUCACUGGAUGAAUAUGAAGACAAUCCUGGAUGCACUUGUCCAGAAAGGUCAUGCAGUAACUGUUCUGAGAUCUUCUGCUUCUGUUCUAAUUGAUCCCAAAAAUGAAUCAGGAAUUAAAUUUGAAACUUUUUACACAUCUUAUACUAAAGGUCAAAUAGAAGCUUUUCUCUUAAAUGGGAUUAGUAAACUUAUAAAUGAUAUGUCAAGAGAUGCAUAUUGGGAAUAUUUCCCACUACUGCAAAAAUUAUUCUUUGAUUAUUCUGAUGUUUAUGAAAGUAUCUGCAAAGACUUGGUUUUGAACAAGAAAAUCAUGACAAAGCUUCAAGAAUCAAGGUUUGAUGUUGUUCUUGCAGACCCAGUUGCUCCCUGUGGUGAGCUGCUGGCUGAGCUACUGAACAGACCCCUUGUGCACAGUCUCCGCUUCACUCCUGGCUACACCUAUGAGAAGUAUAGUGGAGGACUUCUGUUUCCUCCUUCCUAUGUGCCUGUUAUUAUGUCAGAUUUAAGUGGACAAAUGACAUUCAUGGAGAGGGUAAAAAACAUGCUAUGGAUGCUUUAUUUUGACUUUUGUUUCCAGUUAUUUAAUGUGAUGAGGUGGGAUCAGUUUUGCAGUCAAGUUCUAGGAAGACCUGUCAGAUUCUCUGAGCUAGUGGGGAAAGCUGAUAUUUGGCUCAUUCAAAGUUAUUGGGAUUUGGAGUUUCCUCGCCCACUCCUGCCGAAUGUUGAAUUUGUUGGAGGGCUCCACUGCAAACCUGCCCAACCUCUGCCCAAGGAAAUGGAAACCUUUGUGCAGAGCUCUGGAGAAGAAGGAAUUGUGGUGUUUUCUCUGGGGUCCAUGGUCAGUAACAUGACAGAAGAAAGGAACAAUCUGAUCGCAUCAGCCCUUGCCCAGCUUCCACAAAAGGUUCUUUGGAGAUUUGAUGGCAAGAAACCGGAUACCUUAGGACCUAAUACCCGGCUCUAUAAGUGGAUACCUCAGAAUGACCUUCUUGGUCAUCCAAAAACCAAAGCUUUUGUAACUCAUGGUGGAGCCAAUGGCAUCUAUGAGGCCAUCCACCAUGGCAUCCCUAUGGUGGGCCUUCCUUUGUUUGGGGAGCAACAUGAUAACCUUGCCCACAUGAGGGCCAAGGGAGCAGCUGUUAGAUUGGACUGGAAAACAAUGUCAAGUUCAGAUUUGAUCGAUGCCUUGAAGACAGUCAUUCAUGAUCCUUCCUAUAAAGAGAAUGUCAUGAAGUUAUCAAGAAUUCACCAUGAUCAGCCAAUGAAACCCCUGGAUCGAGCAGUCUUCUGGAUUGAGUUUGUCAUGCGCCAUAAGGGAGCCAAACACCUUAGGGUUGCAGCCCACGACCUCACCUGGUUCCAGUACCACUCCUUGGACGUGAUUGGGUUCCUGCUGGCUUGUGUGAUGAUCAUUAUCUACCUUGUUAUAAAAUUUUGCUUGCUUGUUUAUCAACAGCUUGUUAAAACAGGAAAGAAGAGAAAGCAAGAUUAGAGCUGUUACAGACCUAAGGCUAGCAGCCCUGCUAUGUGACAUCAUGCCAUUAGCUCAACCAUUAAUGAUGCAGGUGUGUAAAAACUGUCCUGCAUACAGUUCCUGAUUCCUGGCAUCAUCCUGGUCCAGAUCUGGCUGUUGUGGCCAUCUUGGGGGUGAACCAGUAGAUGGAAGAUAUUUCUCCUUCUUUCAUUUUUGCUUUCAAAUAAAUCUUUUCAAAAUUAUCUUUUUACAAAAUUACCAUAGAGCUGGCACUGUGGCGUGGCAGGUUAAGCUGUUGCCUGCAUCACAAGCAUUCCAUGUGGGUGCUGGUUGGAAUUGUGAUGGCUCCACUUCCUUUCCAGUUCCCUGCUAACAGCCUGGGAAAGAGGUAGAAGAUUGCCCGAGGGGUUGGGCCCCUACCACACAUGUGGGAGACCUGGAAGAAUUUCCUGGCUCCUGGCUUUGGCCUGGCCCAGCCCCAGCCAUUGAGGCCAUCUGGGGAAUGAACCAAUGGACAGAAGAUCUCGCUCUCCUCUCUUUCUGUAACUCUGCCUUUCAAAUAAAUAAAUAAAAUCUGCUUGCAUAUGUAAUAGAUACCAAUUUUUAAAUGCAAUGUAAAUUUAGGCCACGUCUUUUUCUUUCAUUCAAGGUAGAUAUUUGAUUUUUCUCAUACUUAGUUUAUAGUAACAGAUCACCAAUAAAAAUGAUGAAUAUACAACAACAACAAAAAGACUGUCCUGCGCAGUUUAGGAGAUCUGUGCAUUCCAGAUUUAUCCAAAUAUUUAUUCUUAAAAAAGCAUUAAGGAAGUACACCAUUCUAACUUUAGAUAUACUGAAACAAUUCAAUAGUAAUGAUGAUUUCUUAACUGAUUUACUAACUUGAAGAAAGGAGACUCACUGGAGCAUCAGACUGUUCUUUAAGAAGAGUUCUCAAAUUUUGUGUUCAUUUUCAGAAUCAUCUACUUGAACACUAUUCCACCAAGUAGAAUAUAUGUGUACUUGCCAAAGAAAAUAUAGCCAGAUCCUUGGUGUAGGAGGCAAGACAGAUUGUAUCCUGACAUCUUUUAAUUGGAAGAAUGACUCCAUGAUAAGCUGUACUCAAGUUCAACUAGGACAAGUGUGACAGAUUUUCAAAAGGAGAGACAGAGAGGGAGAGAGAAAGAGAGAGAGAGAGAGAGGAAAUACAGUAGUAAGGAAGGUGAACCAAAAGAAGCUACACAAAUUUAUGGAAAUAGAAGAUUACAGAAAAUGAAGUGGAAAAUUACUAGAAGUAGUUUGGUAAGGUGCACCAGACAAUGUAGAGUUUACAAUUUAGCAAGAUUGAGUUUUCUUGAACAAAGAGUCAGCACAUAUUCUAGACUUAGCUUUAAAGAUCUAACUCAUAGGGCCAGCACUUUGGUGUAGUGAGUUAAUUCUCUGCUUACAGCGCCAACAUCUCAUUUGGGCACCAGUUCUAGUCCCGCUGCUCCUCUUCCAAUCCAGGCUCCUGGCUUUAGAUAGGCUCAGCUCCCACUGUUGUG